AUGUCCUGCGGAUCUGGAUUCGGAGGCCCGAGAGCCUUCAGCUGCGUCUCGGCCUGUGGUCCACGACCAGGCCGCUGCUGCAUCAGCGCCGCUCCCUAUCGCGGGGUCUCCUGCUACCGAGGACUGACCGGCUUCGGCAGCCGCAGCCUGGGCGGCUUCUGCGGAGGCUACCGUGCUGGCUACGGCCGCAGCUUCGGCUACCGCUCGGGUGGCGUGUGCGGGCCCAGCCCGCCCUGCAUCACCAGCGUGUCGGUCAACGAGAGCCUGCUGGCCCCGCUCAACCUGGAGAUCGACGCCAAUGCCCAGUGUGUGAAGCAGGAGGAGAAGGAGCAGAUCAAGUUUCUCAACAACAAGUUCGCCGCCUUCAUUGACAAGGUUCGGUUCCUGGAGCAGCAGAACAAGCUGCUGGAGACCAAGUGGCAGUUCUACCAGAACCGCAAAUGCUGCGAGAGCAACCUGGAGCCGCUGUUCGACGGCUACAUCGAGACGCUGAAGCGCGAGCUGGAGUGCGUAGAGGCCGACCGCGGCCGGCUCGAGUCCGAGCUCUAUCACGUGCAGGAGGUGCUGGAGGGCUUCAAGAAGAAGUUUGAAGAGGAAGUCUCCCUUAGGGCCACGGCUGAGAACGAGUUUGUGGCACUCAAGCAGGAUGUGGAUUCCGCCUACCUGCGCAAGUCUGACCUUGAGGGCAACGUGGAGUCCCUCACAGAGGAGAUCAACUUCCUGCGGGCACUGUAUGAGGAGGAGGUCCGCGUCCUCCAGAGCCACAUCUCAGACACCUCAGUCAUCGUCAAGAUGGACAACAGCCGGGAGCUGAACAUGGACUGCGUCAUCGCCGAGAUCAAGGCUCAAUAUGACGACAUCGCCAGCCGCAGCCGGGCCGAGGCCGAGUCCUGGUAUCGCAGCAAGUGUGAGGAGAUGAAGGCCACGGUGAUCCGGCAUGGAGAGAACCUGCGCCGCACGAAGGAAGAGAUCAACGAGCUUAACCGCAUGAUCCAGCGGCUGACGGCCGAGGUGGAGAACGCCAAGUGCCAGAACGCCAAGCUGGAGGCAGCCGUGACCGAGUCAGAGCAGCAGGGUGAGGCGGCCGUCAGUGACGCCAAGUGCAAGCUGGCUGGGCUGGAGGAUGCUCUGCUGAAGGCCAAGCAGGACAUGGCCUGCCUGGUGAAGGAGUACCAGGAGGUCAUGAACUCCAAGCUGGGGCUGGACAUCGAGAUUGCUACCUACCGGCGGCUGCUGGAGGGCGAGGAGUGCAGGCUGUGUGAAGGUGUCGGAGCCGUGAAUGUCUGUGUGAGCAGCUCUCGAGGAGGCGUUGUGUGCGGUGACUUGUGCACAACUGGGGCCCGGCCGGUCACUGGCGGUGUCUGCAGUGCUCCCUGCAGCGGGAACCUGGUCGUGAGCACCGGUGGCCCCUGCGUCCCCUGCGGACCCUGCGGACCCUGCGGACCCUCGGUCACCUCCUUUAGCGCUGGUUCCUGUGGCCUUGGCUCCGGUGGGGUCGGCUCCUGUGGAAUCAGCUCCUAUGGGGUGGGCUCAUGCGUCAGCACCUGUAGAAAGUGCUAG
This is a messenger RNA of Tachyglossus aculeatus (Australian echidna), 1560 nucleotides long. Its product is annotated as keratin, type II cuticular Hb1-like. Gene Ontology annotation, biological process: intermediate filament organization; keratinization. The record is from RefSeq and is a predicted model, not a curated record. The transcript is spliced from 9 exons. Gene Ontology annotation, molecular function: structural constituent of skin epidermis. Gene Ontology annotation, cellular component: keratin filament. Lineage: Eukaryota; Metazoa; Chordata; Mammalia; Monotremata; Tachyglossidae. Bases 1 to 1560 code for a protein of 519 amino acids.